AUGUUUAAACCAAAAAAGGCAUAAUAAUAACAACAAUAAUAAUAACCAUUUUACUUGAGUUGGUUUACAAGUUAAGGGUAUUAAAUAAGAUGUACAUUAGUUUAGGGAAAAUUUGAAAAGAGGAGGAACAGCUCCACAAUAGUCUCGUAAAGAACCAUUAUAACUUAAAAGUCCCUAUUAAUAACCAUUAACAACUGUAAUUCAUAUGGCACCGAAUCCUUAUAAUAGGAUUAUGUAAUAAUUAAUCAAAUUUUAGGUAAGCUCCAAAAACAAAUAGUAAUAUUCAAUAAAUCUCUAAAAUAUAUGCAUAAAAGUCUCAAUUAUCUAAAAGAAAAAGUUAAGAGUAUGAAAGAUAACGUUAUGAUUUGAAAUCAUAAUCUUAAUAAUCUCGAGCUUUUACAUAAUAGGGAAUAAGACCAUUAAGAUUAAAUGAUGGACGACCUCAUACUCAAUAACAUUUAAUUGAAAAUAAAUUAUGUUAUGAUAAUUUAGAGAGUGAUGAAGAAUAAUAAGAUUAGUUGACUCCAAGAGAUAAUAUGGAAGAUGUUGAAAUUGAUAUGAAUUUAGGGAACUAGUAAAUUAAUGAUUGUUUCUCAAAUGAAUCUAAUGAAGCAGAUAGUGAAGAUCAUUAGAAUUUUUAAUUGCCUGUUUAGAAUGAAGAAGAAAUGUAUUAAAAUUAUGUUAUUAGUUUAGUUAAAAUAAAUCUUGUAUUAGGGAGGAACCAAUCAAAAGUUUAAGAAUAACAAAUAAUUAAAUCAAUAGGCCUUAAACAUCAGAAGGUGGAAGAAGAAGGAGAUUUAUGAAUUCUUUAAAUUAAGCUGAGUAAAAUUAUGAAAAGAAAAAAGAGAUAGAAAGUGAAUAAUUGGAAUACGAAACAAAUAUAAUUUAAGAGGAAUAAGAUAAUUAAGAUAUUUUUGAUGUGAAUACUAAAACAUCUCCUAAAGUAAUGAUGACUAUUAAAAUAGGAAUUAAUCUCUAUUCGAUCCGGGUAUAGGAGAAAAUAAAAUGAUUUAAAUGAAUUAGUUGAAAUUAAUAAUGAAGAACGACCUCCAUCCAGACAUAAAACUCCACCUAAAGCAACUGGAUUAGAAUUUCCAUUAUAAAAUGUAAAUGUUUAAAGGGAUAACGUUGAUAUUCCCAUAAAAAAUAUGUAUGCUCAAAUUAAUGAUGAAAGUAAUUAAAAUUUAUUUUUUAUCUUAGAAAUUUAAGAAGAAAAUGAUGGGGAUUUUGAUUUAGAUUGUUUUAAAAUGAAUAAUAAGAUGAAUUUCAAAAAGUUUUAAUAAAAAGAAAUUCAAGGAUAUCAUACUGAUGAUGGAAAUAAGGUUUAAUAGUAAAGACAUCCUAAAUCUGCCAAUGUUAAACAUAAUUAAUUAUGUUCUACUCUUAAUUCUCAAAUUACUUCAGCAAAUUUAAGAAAUGAAGCAUAAAUAGUUAUAAAAUAUAAUAAUAGUUCUGCUAUUCAAAGAAACAAUGAAACAAUUAAAGUUCCAUUUCAAACUUCAUUAGGAUAGGAUUUUCUAAGAUUGUUUGCCAAUCAUUGUAUGGAAUGA
Messenger RNA from Paramecium sonneborni, 1550 nucleotides. The record is from the annotation of a GenBank genome assembly. NCBI's taxonomy places the organism in Eukaryota, Ciliophora, Oligohymenophorea, Peniculida, Parameciidae.